This is a messenger RNA of Nezara viridula (southern green stink bug), 273 nucleotides long. The record is from the annotation of a GenBank genome assembly. Lineage: Eukaryota; Metazoa; Arthropoda; Insecta; Hemiptera; Pentatomidae.
AUGUUUCGUUUAGAGGAAUAUGGAGGGAGCCGGUGGUCUGGGACGGUGGUUCGAGCCUCAAGGUCUCCAGUCCAGCAGCCUGCUAAGGUAAAAUCCUUGGGUCUCUCCUGUGUCGUCUGCGGGGACACGAGCUCCGGGAAGCACUACGGGAUUCUCGCCUGCAACGGCUGUUCCGGAUUCUUCAAGAGGUCCGUUAGAAGGAAACUCAUAUACAGAUAUAUGACUGGCGGAGCAAAUUCCAUGAGGCUUCGACAACAACUUGAUCAGUUGUAG